Quercus lobata is the source of this 3657-nucleotide messenger RNA. RefSeq lists its product as uncharacterized. Bases 1 to 3657 code for a protein of 1218 amino acids. The transcript is spliced from 4 exons. Lineage: Eukaryota; Viridiplantae; Streptophyta; Magnoliopsida; Fagales; Fagaceae. Gene Ontology annotation, molecular function: RNA-DNA hybrid ribonuclease activity; nucleic acid binding. The record is from RefSeq and is a predicted model, not a curated record.
AUGAGUUGCAUAGUGUGGAACUGCAGGGGGCUUGGGAACCCUCUCGCAGUUCAAGAGCUUGUGGAUUUGGUGCAAGCAAAAGCCCCCUCUGUCGUGUUUUUGGCCGAGACACUGGCAGAUGAAGCUAGGCUAGAUUACGUGAAAGACAGAAUUCGUUUUGAUAAGAAAUUUUUUGUCCAGAGAGUAACUAGAGGCGGAGGUUUGGUGUUGUAUUGGAAGAAUGACAUAGAAGUUGAAGUUGAAUCAUCUUCACUGAACCACAUAGAUGCUGUCAUAAACAAAAGUUCGGGCAAAGCCUGGCAGUUUACCGGUUUUUAUGGCAAUCCCGAAAAUCAUAGAAGGAGUGAAUCUUGGGAUUUACUUCAUCAGUUGCAUGGUAGAAACUCCCUUCCGUGGUUAUGUACAGGAGACUUUAAUGAGAUUGUUAAACAAUCGGAGAAGUCAGGGGGACGAUUAAGACCUCAAAAUCAGAUCAAAAGAAAAAAGAUAUUCCGUUUUGAAGAAGUUUGGCUGUCAGAUAAAGGUUGUGGGGAUACGGUUGAGAGUGUAUGGUUAGCUACUUAUGAAGGGAAUGAAGACACAAGGGUGAUUAAGAAAAUUGAAGUUUGUGGGGCUGAAUUGAACAAGUGGAGUCGUGACCACUUUGGGAAUAUAAAAAGAGAUUUGGAAAAAAAAAGAAAAGAGUUAGCUAAAGCAAAGCGUGUGGCUGUUCAGGGGGGUGGUUCAGACAAGAUGUGGCAAAUAAAAAAAGAAGUUAAUGCUCUUAUGGAUAAGGAGGAACGGCUAUGGAGACAAAGAUCCCGAACUUUGUACUUAAAAGAUGGUGACCGUAACACUAAGUUUUUUCACUGCCGUGCAACUCAAAGGAAGCGGAAAAACUUUAUCCCUGGUAUUGCAGAGUCUUUUCUGAAGUAUUUUUCUGAGUUGUUUACCUCUUCAAAUCCCGAUCCCUUAGUAGGAGAGUUGGAGUCUAUUCCUCAGGUGGUGACUGAGGAGAUGAAUACCAUUUUAAUAGGUGAUUUUCAAGCUUGGGAAGUUGAGGUUGCUUUGAAACAAAUGGCCCCAUUAAAAGCCCCUGGUCCUGACGGAAUGCCUCCGCUUUUCUACCAAAACUUCUGGAAUUUGGUAAGCUCUGAUGUUACUAGUACUGUGUUGCUUUUUUUGAACCAAGGUACUUUGCCUAAUUCUCUAAAUCACACUUUUAUUACUUUAAUCCCCAAGAAAAAGAACCUGGAGUUUAUGACUGAAUAUAGACCCAUUAGUCUUUGCAAUGUACUUUACAAGAUUUUUUCAAAAGUAUUAGCAAAUAGAUUGAAGAGAGUCCUUCCUCACAUUAUUUCAGAACAUCAAAGUUCUUUUUUGAAAGGUCGUUUGAUAACUGAUAAUAUAUUAGUGGCUUUUGAGACUCUUCAUUACAUGAAAAAUCAUAACUCUGGAAAAUCAGGUUUUAUGGCGCUCAAGUUAGAUAUGAGCAAAGCCUAUGAUCGGGUUGAGUGGUCUUUUCUUAGAGACAUUAUGAAGCAAAUGGGUUUUAGUGAUAAGUGGAUAGCCCUAGUCAUGGAAUGUGUCACAACUGUCUCAUAUUCACUCUUGGUAAAUGGGGAGCCCCAAGGCAAUAUCAAACCUAGUAGAGGUAUUCGCCAAGGGGAUCCACUUUCACCAUACCUCUUUCUUUUAUGCUUUGAGGGGCUGCAUAGACUUAUCCAGAGAGCAGCAAAUUUGGGUGAGAUCCAAGGAGUUUCCAUAUGUCGUAAUGGUCCUAAGCUAACACACUUGCUAUUUGCAGACGAUAGCCUUUUAUUUUGCAGAGCUACUAAGCAAGAUUGCCGAAAGGUGCUGGAGAUUCUCUCUUCUUAUGAGAAGGUUUCGGGGCAAAAAUUAAAUAGAGAGAAGACUUCUCUCUUUUUCAGCAAAUCAACGGCUAGUGAUAUGCAAAAUUAUAUUAUGGCUGAAUUUGGGGUAGCCGAAGUGAAGCAUUAUGAGGAAUAUCUUGGGUUGCCAACAUUGGUGGGAAGGAAUAAAAGGGCAAGCUUUGACAAGUUGAAACAACGAGUUUGGAAGAGACUCCAAGGGUGGGAAGGGAAGUUGUUGUCUCAAGCCGGUAGAGAAGUCCUUAUAAAAUCGGUCAUCCAAUCAAUCCCAACUUUUACCAUGAGCUGUUUCAAGCUUCCGGUUACUUUGUGUCAAGAGUUUGAAUCACUCACCAGAAAAUUUUGGUGGGGACAAAGGGGGGAGAGAAGAAAAAUCCAUUGGGUGAGAUGGGGGGAGUUGUGUAAGCACAAGGAAGUAGGUGGUAUGGGUUUUAAGGAUUUAACAAUGUUCAACGACGCAAUGCUUGCCAAGUUAGCUUGGCGACUCCUUAAUGACGAUAAGUCUCUCUUUUAUAGAGUCUUUAAAGCUCGGUUUUUUCCUAAUGGUACACUCCUUGAUGCUAAAGAAUCAACCUCAGCAUCCUAUGCGUGGAAAAGUAUUCUAAAAGGGAGAGAUGUGAUUUCUAGAGGGGCUCUUUGGAGAGUUGGGGAUGGCAAACAGAUCAGAAUUUGGGGGGAUAACUGGUUGCCUAUUAAAAACAAUGCCAAAAUCACCUCACCAGUAUUGUAUGGGCAGGAGAAUUCAUGCGUAGCAGCUUUGAUUGAUCAGCCAACCAAACAAUGGAGAACUGACGUGAUUGAUCAUGUCUUCAGUAAUGAUGAUGCAGAAGCAAUUAAGAGCAUCCCUCUCAGUUCAUCGCAGCAACAAGACACUCUCAUUUGGCCAUUUACGCCUUCAGGGCAAUAUUCAGUCAAGUCGGGAUAUCGGUUUCUAUAUGAAAGGGAGAAUACGAAUCAGGUGGCAGCUGUAAAUCCUGGUUUUUGGAGAAACAUAUGGAGUUUGGAAGUCCCUAGCAAGGUUGCUUGGAUGGUGGAUCCUCAAUGGAGCUGGCUGGCAACGAUGAAUGGGAAAACAGCAAUGGAGAUCUUCGAGCGUGCAUUCAAUGAAAAUAGAGAUCCAUCACUACUAGCUUUCAUGACUUGGUCUAUAUGGAACAGACGGAACAAGAUCCGACUGAGCGAAGUAGCAUAUCCAGUACAUCACAUCGACCAGCUGUCAAAAGAGAAGAAAGCUGAGUUCCAAAAUCUCCACCCUAUCAGACUGAAACAACAAGAGGUGAUGCACACGAAGUGGAAACUGCCAGACCUGGGAGCUUUUAAGGUGAACUACGACGGUGCAACAUUCGCAGGAACAGGGAUAGCUGGUAUUGGAGUGGUUAUCCGCAACUUUGAAGGAGCGGUUUUGGCCUCUCUGUCGCAACAAAUCCAUCAACCAACUACUGUGGCACAGGUGGAAACACUUGCAGCAAGACGAGCAGUUGAAUUUGCUUUAGAGAUUAGUGUUACCUCAGCCGUUUUCGAAGGGGACUCAGACACAAUCUCAAAGGAACUAAACAACCCUGAACAAUCUUUAGCACUCCAUGGACAUUUGAUUGAAGAUGUUAAAGUCUUAACUUCUUUUUUCAAUAGUUUCAGUUUUAUUCAUGUACGCCGACAAGGCAAUAAGGUCGCUCAUGCAUUGGCUAGGUGGGCUAUUAACUCGCCCUCUUUAACUGUCUGGAUGGAAGAAGUACCAUCAGACAUUUCACAUGUAGUUCAGGCUGAUUUAGCCACAAAUAUCCAAUAA